This is a messenger RNA of Lineus longissimus, 1404 nucleotides long. RefSeq names its product aspartate beta-hydroxylase domain-containing protein 2-like. The transcript is spliced from 3 exons. The record is from RefSeq and is a predicted model, not a curated record. Gene Ontology annotation, cellular component: membrane. Lineage: Eukaryota; Metazoa; Nemertea; Pilidiophora; Heteronemertea; Lineidae. The coding region runs from base 237 to 1196 and encodes 319 amino acids.
UUUCUAAAACUCAGUUGAUACUGCAUAAAGAUAGCUGGCACCAAAUAUGCGGAGAAAUUUGGAGGAGUUUUUUUAGAGAAAAUGACCCGAAAUUCGCUUUAAAGCCAAAUGUAGAUCAAUGUAACAGUCCUCAAGGCAUAUAUAGGCCUACAAUACAGUCCUUUCCAUCCUGCCUGAGUUAAUCUACUGUACAGGAAGAUCAGGACACUUAAAGAGCAAGACGAAACUGACUUAACAUGUUACCCUCCAUGCCCCAUGUUGAUGACUUCAUGUCAAUAGCUGUAUCCCUCAUUGUGCUUAUUGCUGGAAUCAUUCAUCUACUCCUUAAAAACAACAACAGACCAGGAUAUCUUACGGCAUCAGCAGAGGAUACGUUUGAGAAUUGCAAAUCGCCUGAUUGUGUCCGGUGUUAUAGAUACAAACAUGUGAAAACAGAUGCAAAUCAGAAGUUUAGAACGUACUGUAAUAUAUUGGAUGGAAAUGCACACUCUGAACUGGCAAGAGUAAAAAAUGCUAUAAUGGAGGUAGAAGAAUGUGAAAAGCAAAGUGAACUUCAGCGACCAAAUGUAUUCUAUCUGAAAGGACUCCGAUCUGGCCCAGUAUGGAGUGAGAGAGACAUAUUCUCAAAAGUCAACAAAAUCCUUUGCGAUGGCUUUUCAGAUAUCCGGAAUGAAUUUGUGCUGAUAUCCAGAAGACAAUCUGGCUGGGUAAAAAAUGUAACUCCAACUGGAAGUUGGUUUGUCUUUUCAUUGAUCAAUCAAGGACAGUAUGUCAGAGAAAACUGUGAUAAAGUUCCCGAGACGAUGAAACUCUUGCAGAACAUUCCAAGCAUGGUGGAGGAUAAUUUGUUUGGCAAUGUGUGCUUCUCUGUGAUUGAACCAGGGACACAUAUCACUCCUCACUACGGUCCCUGUAACAUCAGGUUACGAUGUCAUCUUGGAUUGAUCUGCCCUCCAGCCUGCACACUUACAGUUGGUCAGAAAAAGCUGACAUGGGAUGAAGGAAAAUGCUUCUUUUUUGACGACUCAUUCCUCCAUGAAGCAGAACAUUCUGGCAGCCGGUUUGAUCCAUCGAGGUCUAUUCUUCUGGUCGACUUGUGGCACCCUGACAUCACAGAACAAGAAAAAGAUGCUCUGAACUUUGUUUUCCCAAGUUCCCCUACAAGUUAUGAAGACCGCAGGAAGAAAAUGAGUUGAUAACUAACACUUACCACAAAAUUCGAUACUGUCUGCUCGGUCUCUAUGUUAUUGGUAUAUUUUUUGAACUCGCAAUGAACGAAACAAGAUAGGUCAGCAUCUACUACAAAUAAUGUUAAAAAAUCUAUUGCUAUAAAAGGAGUGCUACUAGUCUUAAUUUUUCUGUUAAUCCCUUCUUCAUUUCCUGCUGAAUGUUCUCACAAUAAAU